Cannabis sativa is the source of this 444-nucleotide messenger RNA. RefSeq lists its product as uncharacterized. The transcript has a single exon. The coding region runs from base 1 to 444 and encodes 147 amino acids. Lineage: Eukaryota; Viridiplantae; Streptophyta; Magnoliopsida; Rosales; Cannabaceae. The record is from RefSeq and is a predicted model, not a curated record.
AUGAAUCCAAGAUUACGACUUGAUGAUGAACAAGGCGAACCACUUGAUGAUCCUUCUCCAUAUCGUCAAUUAAAUGGAAGAUUACUCUACUUAACAUUAUCAAGACCCGACAUCACCUAUGCGGUCAAUAACCUAAGUCAAUUCAUGGCUAAGCCUCGCACCCCUCACCUACAAGCUGUCCACCACUUAAUAAGAUACCUUAAAGGCAGUCCGGGACAAGGCCUCCUCUACACAACUACCUCCGCAUUGAAUCUUCGAGCCUUUUCAGACUCUGAUUGGGCCUCUUGCCCCACUACAAGAAGAUCAACCACGAAUUUUUGUGUCUUUUUAGGAGACUGUCUCAUAUCAUGGCGCACCAAAAAGCAACCUACAAUAUCAAAAAGUUCUGCUGAAGCAGAAUACCGCGCCCUUCCUGCCACGGGAAGCGAACUUACUUGGCUCUAA